This is a messenger RNA of Triplophysa rosa, 4689 nucleotides long. RefSeq names its product fibroblast growth factor 14 (gene fgf14). Gene Ontology annotation, cellular component: cytoplasm. Gene Ontology annotation, molecular function: growth factor activity; fibroblast growth factor receptor binding. Gene Ontology annotation, biological process: positive regulation of gene expression; positive regulation of protein phosphorylation; regulation of cell migration. NCBI's taxonomy places the organism in Eukaryota, Metazoa, Chordata, Actinopteri, Cypriniformes, Nemacheilidae. The transcript is spliced from 5 exons. The record is from RefSeq and is a predicted model, not a curated record. Bases 1245 to 1994 code for a protein of 249 amino acids.
UGAGAUGAAGCGAAGGGUGGGCGUCACGUCUUUAAACGGUGGCAAAGGAGGAGUUUGUCGUUAAGACUUGUUGAUGAUCUAUGAGGCUGAGGAGGCAAGCGCGUGGCCGUUAAGACUUGUUGAUGCCGUUGAUCUAUGAGGCUGAGGCGGGAAGCGCGUGCGCCUCACUCGCUCCAUAAGGUUGAAGACGCUCAAUGAGCUCGAGCUGGAGGAUGAUUUCUUGAAUACGUGUCUCCUUUUUUCUUCACUGCCUCAUUUCAACUACUUAUGCCUCGCAUCUUUAUACUCUUGCUUCGGGCGAAGACUUUUUUAUAUGAGUUUAUUUGUUUGUUCGUUCCUGUCACAUCGAGUAGACGUCAUUCUCACCGGAGCCGGUCGACGUUACCUACAUUUCCCCCUCAGAAGACACUCCGCUUUUAAGAAAGCAAAAACGCAUAUCAUUAUUGAAAAAUCAUCUGACCUAGAACAUGGCUGAACGGGGAGCGAUCGUCUGAGGAGAACCCUUCAAGAAGUAUCUGAAUAUCAACAAAGAAAAGGCACUGAAACUUACCUCAACUCGUCGUCGUCUCGCCGUCGUUUCUGCCCUUAUAAAUCCCACGGACUGUCCUCAAGAUGACAGAACGUUUGAGCGAAACCGGCGUGGAUAUGUGGUAAACUUGGCGAAUAUGUGAGACGUAGGAAUAUGUGUAGUCGCAGGGCUCCACCUGGGAGAAGAAGGUGGUCGCGUUUCUCCGCUUGACAGCUCAGAAGCGAAAAACGCUUUUGUUUGUUCAGACUCCGGCAGUGGACGUCGCUGUCCAGCGUGCUGAAAUUUUCACCUGAUUUAUAAAAAAAUAAAUAAAGUGACGGGUUUGAGAUCCUCUCGAGCGUGAAUGAACGGCAGAGUAUAUGUCCGUAUUAUAUAUUUGGAAGAACCGGGCAACUCACGUGAAAAUCAUUGUCAGGAAUAAAAGGUAACCUGUAAACCGUGAGACUUCGCGAAGCAAUUGUUUUGUUUGAAAACUGGAGAACAUGUGAAAUACGAACAGUUAAGUAAUACCUCACCUUUAUAUUCAUCAUGCCAAUUCGGCGUCUUAUAUCACCGUUCGUGAUGUGUGGAUAUCUUUGAUCGUCAUCCGUUUGUAUCAAAGGGCAGAGCAAACAAACAGUCGCAAAAAUGGGACAAUAAUUGAGACAGAUCGGGCGGUUUGUUGUUGUUGUCUGUGCUUUGUGUGUAAGGAGUUCAACAGCCUUGUUUUUGAGACAUGGCAGCGGCGAUUGCCAGCGGUUUGAUCCGGCAGAAGAGACAGGCACGGGAGCAGCAUGUAGACCGACCAUCCACCCACAGAAGGAGGAAAAGCCCCAAUAAAAAUAAAGGGCUUUGCAAUGGGAACCUGGUCGACAUCUUCUCCAAAGUGCGAAUCUUCGGCCUCAGGAAACGCAGACUACGACGACAAGAUCCCCAGCUCAAGGGUAUAGUGACCAGGUUAUAUUGCAGGCAGGGAUACUACUUGCAGAUGAACCCAGAUGGAUCUCUUGAUGGGACUAAGGAUGACAGUAGUAAUUCUUCGUUGUUCAACCUCAUCCCUGUGGGCCUUCGGGUCGUUGCUAUUCAGUCUGUGAAGACGGGCUUGUACAUCGCCAUGAAUGGAGAAGGCCAUCUGUACACAUCGGAACUGUUUACGCCGGAAUGCAAGUUUAAAGAGUCUGUUUUUGAAAACUACUAUGUGAUCUACUCAUCGAUGCUGUACAGGCAGCAGGAGUCGGGGAGAGCGUGGUUCCUGGGCUUGAAUAAAGAUGGCCAGGCCAUGAAGGGGAACCGGGUCAAGAAAACUAAACCAGCUGCUCACUUCCUGCCCAAGCCAUUAGAAGUCGCUAUGUACCGCGAGCCAUCGUUGCAUGAUGUGGGGGAGACAGUGCCCAAACCCGCCGUGCCUCCCAGCAAAAGCACAAGCGAGCCCGCCGUCAUGAAUGGAGGCAAACCCGUCAGCAAGGAAACCAAGCCCACCACAUAGCCAGAUCUCCGCUCAGCCACACUCAACCCUGGAGAGACGCGCUCCUUUUGUCAGACUCUCCGUGUUUGUGGAUCGGGUCCGGGCGUCCUCCGCUCUCUCCCUCCCUUUCCCUCCGCCUUCCUUCACUUUGCUGACUGUUCCGAUCCAAUUCGGCGGACUGGCUUUGGAAGCGCGGUCUGCUGUGCACGUUGGAGGACGCAACUGGAUAAACCAGCUAAACUCUCACCAUGGAAUGCCCUAACCGAUAUGGAAUGCCUUUUACAACAAAACCAAUCUUUUUUCUGUAAUCGAGACAAUCCACGAUAAUUAAAUUGUGUGCCCUUUUGCCUGCUUACAGUCACCCGUUAUAUCCCUUUUAUUCUCUGGCAGCAGAGGCCGUAUGUUUCAGAUCUGUUUUCUUUAUAUACGCAGUAUCGCCAGGUACGUUCUGGGUUAUACUGUAAAGAUAUACAUAUAUAGACUGCAAUUCACGAUUUUUUUUCAAGUCAGCUCCCCUGUGUCUUGUGUCAGUGGCCCUCACUCUCCAAAAGCUUGAAUUCCAAAUCUUCCCUUUGUCGGUUACUUACGAAUCUUGUCGGGCUAUGUGUAAUUUUCUAUGGCAAAUGUGCAUUGUUACAUGCAGUUGUAUAAUAAUGGAUUGACGGAUCACGAGACGCAGCUGGUGACCUGUACGCAGAGGACUAUCAGGGUGGAGCCACCUAAACCCAGAAUCAAACUCAAUGUCUUCUCAUUCUCUUCAUGUUUAGAAAGUGACACAAAUAUACAGUCAAUGUCACACAGUCGAUAAAAGGAGCUGGCAUGUGCUGGGGAGCUUUAUACGGUACAUAUCACUAUAUCUAGUUCCCACUAGUAUGGUGCAGAUUGGUUUAAACUCCUGAAUUCCACUUUCUUUGCUCUUAAUUUAGAGAGCGUGGGCUCUAGAGAUAUCUAUAGGCCUUGUAGGCCUCUGGUCAAGGCCUCUCUUUAACAUGCUGAGUCCUCUGAACUAUGGGCUAGUUCCCGUGAGCACAUUCAAUGUGACGCGAGCGGCAGCCGUGAAUAAAUACAGUCUACUUCAGGCCUGCGCGGUCUGUGAGGCACCAUUACCAUUAGCUGCACACCCAUUUCAUUCAGCUAAGGCAUGGGCAAGGUUAGUAUUACGUUUUAUUCUUGCAGCGCUGUCGCAGUGCAAGAGAUGGCUUCUGUAACGAUGUUUUCACUGUAUAAAAAGAAAAGAAAAAUCGGAACAAAAAACGAACUAAACAAAUAGAUUUUUAACUACCAGAUAUUACGAUUCUGAAACGAGAGGGGUUUUUCCUAGCUCAGCAUGCAGAGUCAAAUACUGUUCAUCAUGUGCCUGUGAUGACCUCUAACCCAGCAUGCAAAAACAUGUACCCAGUCUGUGCUGGGUUAAAGGUGCCUCAUGCCCCAGACGCCAACGGGACCACACACACACAUUCAAUAGCAAGCUCACCCACUAACCCUCUUUCAAUCCAAGCUUCAUCCCGCAGGGGUCGAUCUUGAAAUUUACCAAAGUCCGUAAACACGAGAAUCCAGCCGAACGGUUUCAGUAACUCGGAGGAUGGGGGGUCCUCCUUCCUCACUGUGACUAGGGUUCAUCCUUGGAGAGGAAUUGUUGACUUUUUAUCGUCUCGAUUGAAAAGGCUCAGAUGUCCUUCACUUGUAGUGUUCAUUUAAACCAGGGGUACCUAUUACUAAUCACCUGCAUGUUUUUUCUUACGGACCAAAGUAUGGGAUGGGUAGAAACGUGUAGUAUACGAAGCGUUGGCCUACAGCGAAUGGGCAUGAUUAUAUAAGGCUCUCUCAUACUCUGGAUUGAGACCAUUGCACUUUGCGUUUGAAAUUUGACUCAUCUACUCAUUUUACGAACAAUUAGGCGAUUGUUGGCCGAGUUGACAUGAAGCCUGUCUUGCUUUCCCAGUUUUCCUAGUUUGGAUGACUACAGUUUAGAAUGUUAUGAAGUAGACUGAGGCUAUGCUGCUAAAUACAAAUAUAUUCGACACUUCGUUUAAAGACCUGUGUUUUCAUUUCUCGGGAUUAUGAGCUAGUUUCAUAUUAGGAAAUGUUCAAGCACAUUAGUUAGAACUUAAAUAUUUGUCUGUACAAAGCCGACUUUAAUGCUAGAAUGAGAUGCAGUACUAUACUGAAAAAGUAGCUUCAUAUUUGAGAUGGAAGGCUGGUGUCCCAAUUCCACACGAAACAAAUCACUCACUCACUCAAAUGAGCUCUACAUGCUGGGCUACACUUGCCCUGCGAACCAGUUAACUGGUUUAAUGAAGGCUGAAUUUAUUUUUGUAAGUGACUGGUAAGUGUGCAUUUGUUAGUAUGUUCGUUUGUUUUAUCCUCGUUCAGAUGUCUGUGUUUGUUUCGUUCCAUUUGGGUUGUGUGCGUGUGUUGUUGUCGAGUCAUGAACAACUGAUCUUUCUGUGGAUUUCUUUUGGUUUCUUUUCAGUGGUCAAGGAAGGUUUUCAUUGUCUGUAGGUUGGUUUUAAUAGUUUUAAGUUGACAGUUUAUUCAUCUGUUGCAUGGGAAGAGGGUGGCAUAUAAGAACUGCAUGUCGUAGGCUAUGUGUAUCAUGGACUGUUGGUAUGUUCUGCUAAUUUUACAUACAUAUAUGCAAAGAGUUUGUCUGCACUGUACAGUUUGUGUUUGUUGUAUACACAGAUACAACAUAUUGAAUAAAAUAUUUAUAUAA